Sinocyclocheilus rhinocerous is the source of this 520-nucleotide messenger RNA. RefSeq names its product protein unc-13 homolog A-like. Gene Ontology annotation, biological process: synaptic transmission, glutamatergic; dense core granule priming; synaptic vesicle priming. Gene Ontology annotation, cellular component: synaptic vesicle membrane; neuromuscular junction; terminal bouton. The transcript is spliced from 2 exons. Lineage: Eukaryota; Metazoa; Chordata; Actinopteri; Cypriniformes; Cyprinidae. The coding region runs from base 12 to 440 and encodes 142 amino acids. Gene Ontology annotation, molecular function: syntaxin-1 binding; calmodulin binding; diacylglycerol binding. The record is from RefSeq and is a predicted model, not a curated record.
CGGUAAAUGACAUGAAAUGGCAGACCUCCGGGAUGUUUCGUCCAUUUGUGGAGGUUAACCUGGUCGGCCCACAGCUCACAGAGAAGAAACGAAAAUUCACAACCAAAUCGAAAAACAACAGCUGGACUGCAAAGUACAACGAGGCCUUUCAAUUUGUGUUGGGUAAAGGCGUGAGUCUGGACUGCUAUGAGAUUCAAAUAACGGUAAAGGAUUAUUGUUUCGGUCGUGCGGAUCGGGUGGUCGGGAUCGCAGUACUGCAGCUGCGUGACAUAGCAGACCGGAAAAGCUGCGUGUGCUGGUGCCCCUUGGGCCCGCGUAUCAACAUUGAUGAAACCGGGACCACUGCACUACGAAUCCUCUCUCAACGCUCAACUGAUGAGGUUGCCAAAGAGUUUGUCAAACUAAAAUCUGAGACCAGGCAUGCUGAAGAAGGGAGGUGAAGAUGAAACUCAAGGUUGACCUUAUCAUUAGGAUUAAAGUGGACUGAUUUAAACAGAAGAAACUUAGAAUACGAGACAAA